UAUCAGUUGUUAUCAAUUAGUUGUCCCGUCGUUACAAAAAUGAGACAACUAAAAUACAUUUAAUGUUGGAGUGGCUUACAUUUUUAUUUUUAUUAUUUUUUCUUACAUUUUACAAUUAAGAGAUCAAAGUAUAUGCAAAGCAAUAGUAUUGAACACAAUUUGGUUAUUUGAUUUGCUUCCGUUACAGAUAUUUUAUUUCAUACCAAUUUUUCUUACCGUUUGUCUGUUGACGUACUAGUUCUUUGUGUAAUGGAUGACAUUAAAAAUAUUAUCAAUUUGAUGUCAAAAAUCACUUCGAUCAUUGACCCUGGUGAUGCGUCGUUUGAAAAUAACUUAAAAUGUGUUUUAGAACUUGAUCAGUCUUUGGGAUAUUCUAAUGAAUAUGCCAAUCAAAGUACUAGAUUUUCUUAUGUUAUGAAAACAAUUGAAUUAUUGACUCGGUUAAAAGACUGUCUGUUAUUGCAUCCUAAUGAUCACAUUGGUGAAAUUUUAAGUGUCAGUCAAUGUGCUACUGUAUCAAAAUGCAUAAAUUCUGUAAUAUCUUUUGGAUUGAUUCCAUGUCUUAUUCCAAGUGUAUGGAAAUCAUUUAAUUAUAAAAAUAAACGGAUUAUUGAAUUUACUGAAGAAAUUUCCCCAAAUACGAAAUAUAAAGAAUUAAAAUUUAAUGUGAAUUCAUUGUUUGCAUUAAUGAAAGAUCCAACAUUUAAGAAAUUGAUUAUUGUGGAACACUCUGAUGUUUUACUAGCAGGAUUAUGUCAGUUAUGUUUGUUACCCAUUGCAAAACCAGGUACAAAAAUUGCUAAAGAAAGUGCUAUAGAUGAAUUGAAAUACGAACAGUUGAUAAAAGAACAGAAUACAUUUAAGAAUAUUCUCAUAGAAAAAAUUUUAUUGGAUAAAGAUCCUUUUUUUAUUCGAGAAGUUAUAUUUGUAAUUGGUCUUAAGAAAAUUCAAAAACAUUUGAAACUUGGUCUUGAAGAACUGUUUUCUGAUUUAUUGAUACAUGAUGAUGGAAUUCAAACAUUUUUGAGAAUUGCUUGUGAUCAUGUUGCAGAAACAUCUCAAAAUUUAGACGGCAUAGGUCUUCAUGAAUGGUCAAAUUUAAUUCAUAGUUAUUAUACUAAAUCCAAUUUAAAGUAUAAAAAAUAUAUUGUUCCUCAGAUAUGGAAUUUGUUAAGAUCCAAUGCAAAAGUUCAUCAAUAUAAAUUUCGUAGCAUCGGUGUUUUCUGUGUUCAUCUUAUGUUCUCAGAAAAUUAUAACGAUUUUUUAGAAUAUUAUUUAAAUCCAAUAGAACAAUUAAUAAAAAGAAGUAGACUUCAAAUGACUGAAAUAUUUGCAGAACUGUCAACAUCUAUUGAAGAUUUAUAUACACUUUUUUACCAAUUCAGAGAUGCCAUGUGGUCUUUAAACCCAAAAUUAUUAGUAAAUGUUGCUCCAACUAUUUAUAAUUUAUAUACAGCUACCGCUUCUGGUGUAUAUCAUUUAAAAUCUAAAUUAGAAGACUUAGUCUUCUUAAUAUUGACUAAUUUUUCAGAUAGUAAAGAUCAUUUAAAACUAAUAAUAUUUUCAAGGUACUUAAUUGAUGCUAUCUAUGAUGAUGAUGGAAAUAUUAGUAUCAAAUGUACUCAUAAUGAACAUCAAUUAAAUUUAGAAAGCCAAGUAAAUGUUGUUAUAGAUUUGAUUGACAGACGUUUUGAUUUAAAAUCAAUGAAAUUUAUGUUUGUUACUUUAUUAGACAUGUACAUAGAUACAGCAUCAGAUGAAUAUACCAUUAUGGAAAAAUUGUUUAUUAUUAAAGCUAUUAUUCACUUGAUUGAAAAAAAUGAUGUACAGAAUUCAAUAUCAAAAGAUCCUGAAAAUGUUUUAAAUUUGAUCAAGUCAUUAUUACAAAAUAUUCAUGAAGAUAACUCAGUUGAUUUCGAAUUUUUAACCAUCAUAAUAAUGGUCCUUGGUAGUGUUUUAGAAAAUAUUGAUCAAACAUUUAUCUAUCAGCUAGACUUCUUCUCAGAUUAUUUACCAAAACUUUCCGAAAACAUUGAUGAUACAGUUCUUAAAGAUAUGUUGCUGGAAAUUUGCCAAAAAAUUAAAAGGAUUAAAAAUUCUUGUAUAAAAGAGCCAAUUAGUGAUCAACGUACAAUUGAUGAUGUAUUGAACGACACUAGGGACCCAUUAUUGCCUUGUAGAGCUCAUGCAUUGAUGGAAUUAAAAAAAAUGAUAGAAUCUGGUGAUGAGACGGUUCUUGCUAAGAAAUCAAUCAUUUUAAUUGUAAUUCAGGAAAAUUUGAAAAAUGUUGAUUCAUAUAUAUAUUUAAGUGCUAUAUUCACAUUGUCAUCAUUGUGUUCAUAUUACCCAGAUGAUAUAAUGCCGAUACUUUGUGAAGUGUAUGUCAAUCCAACAAUUUGCCACCAUUCAUCUGAAACCAGAUUAAAAAUUGGUGAAGUUUUAAUGAAAACAGUAAAAUUUUUAAAUGAAACUAUACCUUGGCAUAAAAACCGGUUAAUAAACACUUUUAUGGCUGGUGUCAGGGAUGAAGAUCAUUUACUCAGAGCGUCAAGUCUAUCUAAUUUAGCUGACGUUUGUCGAUUGUUACGUUACAAAUUAGGAUCAAUUGUCGCUGAAAUUGUUAAAUGUGUGGAUUAUGUAUUAAAUUUUGAUCUAGCAGUUGAACCCCGUAGAGCGGCUGUUUUAUUAUUUCAGAUGAUCAUUGAAGGGUGUAGCUUAGAACUACUUGAAAUUUGUGAAGGCAGUAUAAAAGAUAUUUAUCAUAUAUUGAAACACCAAUAUCAGUGCAGUAAGGAUGAAACCACCAAAUUACAUGCUCAGAUAGCAAUUGAGAGAUUAAACGAUGUAAUGAAAGCAUUAUUUUUAAACGACAAAAAUAUUUUAAAAUAAAGACUGAAUAUAUAUAUAUAUAUAUAUUCAGUCU
Messenger RNA from Sipha flava (yellow sugarcane aphid), 2923 nucleotides. RefSeq lists its product as uncharacterized. Gene Ontology annotation, biological process: protein secretion. The transcript is spliced from 9 exons. The record is from RefSeq and is a predicted model, not a curated record. NCBI's taxonomy places the organism in Eukaryota, Metazoa, Arthropoda, Insecta, Hemiptera, Aphididae. Bases 250 to 2889 code for a protein of 879 amino acids.